Molecule: messenger RNA, 4563 nt
Organism: Komagataella phaffii GS115
Lineage: Eukaryota; Fungi; Ascomycota; Pichiomycetes; Pichiales; Pichiaceae
Product: Largest subunit of the Anaphase-Promoting Complex/Cyclosome (APC/C)
Exons: 1
Coding region: 1-4563 (1520 amino acids)
Biological process (GO): anaphase-promoting complex-dependent catabolic process; protein K11-linked ubiquitination; metaphase/anaphase transition of mitotic cell cycle
Cellular component (GO): anaphase-promoting complex
Molecular function (GO): molecular adaptor activity
Source: RefSeq, a predicted model, not a curated record
AUGUCAAUUCAAUUAGCAUGCUUGAAUCUCAGAGCUGACGUCAAAUCGGAGCUUAAUUCCCAGCAGAACUACUUGUGUACGUAUGCACAGGAUGGAGAAUCACUUUGGAUACGAAAUCGUGACGUAGUAUGGAUGAAGGGGAAUGUAGUCUAUCGAAGACUUAGCUUUGAGUCUGAUGAGAGCAUUAUAUCGACUUUAUUUUGUUGCUUCAAUGGGGAAAGCAAGAGUCUGGUAGUAGUUUCUAGGGAACAGGCGAGUAUAUUUUAUGAAGAUGGCAGAAUGAACGUUGUUUCCUUUUCAUUCAAUGUGAGAAAUGCUUUUUGUUUCGAACAUGGAAUUAUUCUAGAAAAGGUGCAAGAUCUUGUUACCGACAUUGAAGAUUCCAGCAGAAAUGUAAGAUUUCUGACAAUGACAGAUGCACUUGCUGAUUACGGUGCCGUUGUUUCUUCGAGUACUUCUACAAUUGGCGUCGAAGAGGAAUUAUGCUCUUUUAGUGAGUCUCAAUCCAGCUCAAACUUGUGUUGCACAUUCGACAAAUUAAAUGAUUCUAUUCACAUAUAUCACCUAAAAUACUUGAUCAGGAAGGAAAACUCCAGAUCCAGUUCUGCUUCUGGACAUACUCAUGCCAAAAGGCGAACAAAACAGAAGCCAUUUGCUAUUUCUUCAACUCCUAAUUCUUCGAAGCUAGUGGAUGAGAAGGAUGUUUCUACUAAAAAAAGAAUAAACUCGCUAUCGCAAGCCUUGUCAAUUGAUAGGAUGGCUUCCGGUCCUGAUACUGGCACAGAUUUUCAUUCACAUACUCACAAUGCCAGCGUAAUGCCGUCGAAUGGACAAGCACUAAGGAAAGAUGUAAUUUUGACAAAAGUAUACACUUUUUCUUUCAAUGACACAAGAGACAACCUAAACAUUUUUUCCAUAAAAUGCGAUCGUCAGGAAGCUGUUGUUAUACACAACAGGAGAACUUUUGAGCUUUGUGUUGUCAUUUUCAACUAUGCUCAUGAUUCUUUAUCUCUCCCAUCAUUUAGUUCCAUUUAUCGACUAAGUGCGCUCGACUCAAAGUGUAUUUCCACUCGCAAGAAUGAAUUCAAUACUUCACAUGAUGGUUAUAUUAUUAUUCUGAAAGAUGAAUCCACGUUGUUUCUAGCUAAUCCGUUCUUUGACCUUCUUUCUCCCCCUAUCAACCUGAAAAACAAGGUGCCUCCUAUAUCAAUGAUUACCAGCACCUUCGAAGAAUGUAUUGCAAUGCUGGCUGAAAAUAAUAAAAUAUACGAAAUCAACUUGGUUCUCCAUCCACAAAAUCAGUUAGUAGAUAAGCUACUUUCAAUGAUGAAAUACUGUGGAGGUGAUUACACUUUUGAAUACGUUUGGCUGAAAUGGUGCUGUGUAUUGGAAUUAGAUCCUUCACACAAUGAGUGGACCUGUCUUUUGACCACACUGCUUUCCGUCAUUCUUCCGAACGAUCUAAAGUUCAAAUGUUUCAACGACAUUAACGAGCUAACCAGUUGUUUGCCUUUGCUUGAAAAGUUUCGACUACUAGUAGACGAUUCAAAAUAUCAGUUAUCUGAUUUAAGCCCCAUUUUGAUUUUAUCAAUUCAUUUAUUACGUGAAGACUUGAAGUUGAACAUCAUGUGCUCGCAACAAGUGGAUACUUUAGGAGUUAUAUUGGCACAGUUAACACAGUGGGCUUCUUGGACGGAUACUUGGAUAUGCUAUUAUCAACAGAGUCACGACAUUGUGGAUAAAUCUUUAAAGCUUAUGAUUCCGCAAUUAUUCCCCAAGCCUCCAAAUAUUGUUGAGUCCCUAUCAAGUAUAUUUACUGAUGCAAUUGUUCCUUAUAUCACAUUUUCACAACUAGUUGAAGAACCUGAUUACAUAGACGAGCUAAUGACUCCCAGAACUUUUCAUGUACUGAAAUUGUUCGAAGCGAUCAUAUCUAACGAUUUUAGCGAGGGAGAUGUAAUUAGCAUGAUGUUGGACUAUCAAAUAAGUUCUACGGAUCUGGAGACAUAUCCAAUGGGGGUAUAUUUUCCUUUGAAAAGCAUAAUGACAAAGUGCAAGGAACAUUCUUCGGAUUUGUCGACACAGGAAUUGGCUUUAGUUGGAAGAAAAGAUUUGCAACUUCUCUUUGCAGACAUGCCUUUUCAGCAACUUUUACAUUUCCAUCAACGCCCUGCUUCCUUGCAAGGUUCUAGAGAUGUUCAUCAAAUUCUGCAGGCGUUGAAUGAGCAUGAGGUCUUAACAGCUUGGGAUGGUCAGUUGGAAGCUGACAGGAUGCAUACCACUAGAAAAAUAUUCUCUGAGGAUAGAAGAUUUCACGAAAUUACUAGAUUACUGCAGUCUAGCAAAGUUCAGCCUGCUUUGUUGAACUCUCAUGCAAAAAUGAAUGAGCACGAUUUUCAUAUUCUCCAGAAGCAUCUGGCAUUGACGGUUGCAUUACGAACGCUAACUAUUCCCUUGGGUAGAAGUGCUAUUUUCAUCAGCAGCAGAAGGCCGCUGAUUACGGAAAGAUUUCCAAUUCCUAAAUUAAACUUCCAGUGUGUCUUGUUGCCUCAGGAAAUAACGAUAACACUUGAGAAGUCGGCUAUUGAUAGUGAGACUAUCGAAUGGGGUUAUUUUCAUAAUGGAGUAUCUGCUGGCUUGACUGUUUCCCGCGAUGCUACAGAAAUAUCUGGAAGUUGGAUCGUCUUCAAUCGACCUCCAAAGCUGAACGCACAGCAUGCGGGGUUUUUAUAUGGACUGGGUUUGAAUGGACACAUGAAAAAGUUAGAAGAAUGGCAUAUAUACAACUAUUUGGGACCCAAACAUCUUCAUACCAGUGUUGGCCUACUCUUAGGUAUGUCUGCCAGUCUAAAGGGCACUAAGAAUUUGAAACUAACUAAGGUCUUAUCCGUUCAUAUCGUAGCCCUAUUGCCUGCAGGUUCAACAGACCUCAACGUGAGCUUAGGUGUUCAAGCUUCUGGUCUGAUAGGUAUUGGGCUACUAUACUUGCAAACUCAACACAGAAGGAUGAGUGAGAUGCUGCUCUCUCAAAUAAAGGGGUCAUUAGUGGUUGAUGAAAGAGAAUUGGUAAGUGAGACUUAUCGAUUGAGUGCUGGUAUAGCGUUCGGACUUAUCAAUCUUGGUAAAGGUGACCAUCUAGGGGGGUUAAAUGAUACACAUUACUUGGAUACAUUGUUUUCACUGGCAUGUGGUUCGAGAGAUACCCAGACUAAACAACAACUUGACAAGUCCAGUGCCGGUGCUAUUAUGGCAAUCAUUUUUAUUUUUUUGAGAACAAAUUCAGGAGACAUUGCUAAUCGUUUGGACAUCCCAGAUGCUGAACAGCUCUUAGAUUACAUUAGACCGGAGUUCUUGCUCCUUAGAGUUUUAGGGAAGCAGAUCAUUUUAUGGGACAGCAUAGAAUGUAGUCUGCGAUGGGUGUCAGAUCAGGUACCAAGAAGCAUUAACCUGAAAGCGAUUGAGUUAAUUGGAGAUUUGAAUAGUGAUUGUUUGAAAUACCUUUAUAUUGUUACUGGUCUCUGUAUGAGUAUUUCUUUGAGGUUUGCAUCUACAUGUGAUAAAGGUGCCCGAGAUACGCUCUUGUGGUACUUUGACCAAUUUAUGCGAUUGACAAGUCUUUCUUGUGUCACGCAUGAUCAUAAGAUAACCCUGAAAAGUGUUAUGGAACUAAGAGAUCUCUUGGGAAUAUCUUUGAGUAUCAUUGCAGCUGGUUCUGGGGACCUAGAAAUCAUGAGAAGGUUAAGAUACCUACAAAACGACACAAAUUUUUGUAAGUAUGGAAACUUUAUGGCAAUCAAUAUGGCUCUUGGCUUCCUAUUUUUAGGUGGAGGACAAUAUGCUUUUAAAAGUGAUCUGUUCUCAAUUGCCACUUUAUUAGUAUCGAUAUAUCCUGUAUUUCCCAAAGUGGCUAACGACGGAGAAGAUGUUCUGCUGCAAGCAUUGCGGCACUUUUGGAGUAUGGCAGUGGAGAAGAGAUGUCUAAUAGUGAGAGAUGCUGAAACUUUAGAAACACUCUCAUUGAUGAUUCACGUACUUCUAAAAAAUGGGUCUUCUAAGAAGUUUUCAAGUCCUUGCUUGCUUCCGGAUUUAAAUGAUAUUGACUCAAUCAUAGUUAAUGACGAUGGGUUCUUCUCUAUUAAAAUGGAUAUGGACGCCUUGAAUGAAAAGUUCAAAAAAUCACCGACAAUUUUUGUUCUCAAGAAGAGGUUUCAUAACAGUUUGAAACGUGAUCUGAACGAAGUCAUCAUGUAUGACGGAAACAUCAACCAUCACCAAAAAAAUCAGAACCACUCCCAAUUCGCCUUAAAUUCCUUCAAGUCACAUCUCGGACUAAUAAAACACGAAAGAGAAGCACUUUUAAAUAACAGUUAUGACUUUUUGUCUAACGCAAUUGAUUUCAAGCUUGAAAUUUUACAAAAGUCGAAACAUCCAAAAGACGUUGAAGAUUACUGGAAUCUAAAAUUAGUAUUUCAAUUUUCAGAGCGUCAACACCACCUGCACUUUAUGAACUUGAACUUCUUAGAGCUAUUAAAAGAUGAGUUAUACCACACAUAUGGAAUAUAA